AUGGCUUGUUGUACGUUGCUGUGCUCAACCAGUGAAAUUAGCCGGUAUCCUUGCCCCGGUUCGACUUUGUUAUCAAUCUUCUUAGCCGACACCCAUGGCCGACAGGCCAUUGUUUUACCUCUUCCGAAAGUCAAUUUUGCUACGUCUAUAUUACUUAAAACCAUUAGCCUGGGCAUUUUUAUUUUUUUCACCGUUGGUUUUCUUUUGGAUGUAGCGGAUGUUGUCACCGGCGGUGAUUUCCGCGAGUCACCAUACGGGAAAAUCAAUCCGGUGAUCAGUCUAAUUAGUUUUUGUGCCAGCCAGAUCGGUUUCUUUAUGGCAUGGUCAGCCGGUUUCUUCCUGGUCACCAAAGGUCGCGAAAUUAAGCAGUGCGCGGAAUCUCUGGAUCAGUUAGUACAACUAUUUGGUCUGGACAUUCCGCAUUCCAAGCGGAAAUCAAACUUUCGUAAUUUGAUUAGGAUCCGCAUAUAUUUCUGCUCCGUGGUCAUUCUGGCUAUGGUGCGCUUUUUCUUAGCCAUGCAGACACUUCCCGUGGCCACUUUCUGGACGGGCAGUUUAUUAUACGCCAAAAUCCCUCUGCCAUCGGGGAUACAGGUCACGUAUGCGCACGGGACCAUGUUGAUAUCAAUUUUAUUUUAUUAUCCCGUUAAUGUACUGUUCACCUAUUUGUCGUCGUUUCUGGUGGACUGUGCCGAAGCCUUCCAUGCAGAGAAUUGUGUGAUACUGCACACGUUAGCCCAUGGGGACAACGACAAUUCCGCUGCGUUUAAUUUUUUAACCCAACUAAGACGAAUACGAAGCCGACAGGAAAAAAUUUAUGCCGCGUUUGACCAAGUCCAGGAAACCUUCCGGUUGAAGUUGUUUCUGGAUAUAGCCGGAAAUCUAUCGGUCGUUCUAAGCGGCAUUGCAUGGUUUUCCAUUUGGGGCGCCGACAUGUCAGCUCAACCGCCGGUAUCCGUUGUUCGACACUUUUUGGCGGCGGGAAUCUAUUUACUGACAGUGUGGGUGGUCGGUGACCAACCGGUGCAGCUCUUUCGGCAGCAUGAAAGAGAUAUUGAACUUUUGGAGAAGAUUGUAUACAAGCGCCAAGUUACGAUUAGAACGAAGCCAUCACGAGAAGAGGUGGGACUGACCAUGGCUCUCCUGGAACGGUUCCCUUCAAAAUCACUGACAUUUUCCGCUGGCGGAGUAGUGGAUCUCAGUCCUUCGGCCAUUUCCACGCUGGUCGCCUGCAUCGUUUCCUUUACCUGCUUCGUUAUUGAUCGAGCAGAAAAUUAUCGCCAGAUCGUAACGGAAACCAAGUCAGCCGUCAACAGCUCCGCUUUACUGUGCGGUUCUUAGAAGCGAUGCAAAAUGAUGUUAAUGAGAUCUAACGAAGAGUGUAACUUCGAAAGACGUGUUAUUAUUAUUAUGUUUCUUCUUUCAUAAACGUACUGAAAAUGUAAGGAGAAAUUACUUAAUGUCAUGGUGUUAUCGAUAUCGAUAUAAAAAAUUGCUACUCAUGAAGAAAAUUGUUUUGUAUACUUUUACAGCACUUUUUGGUGUUUUACUCUACAGAGUACAGACUACAGUUAUUAGUAGCGAC
Paramacrobiotus metropolitanus is the source of this 1585-nucleotide messenger RNA. RefSeq lists its product as uncharacterized. The transcript is spliced from 5 exons. Gene Ontology annotation, cellular component: membrane. Bases 1 to 1341 code for a protein of 446 amino acids. NCBI's taxonomy places the organism in Eukaryota, Metazoa, Tardigrada, Eutardigrada, Parachela, Macrobiotidae. The record is from RefSeq and is a predicted model, not a curated record. Gene Ontology annotation, biological process: sensory perception of taste.